Maniola jurtina (meadow brown) is the source of this 1700-nucleotide messenger RNA. Its product is annotated as 23 kDa integral membrane protein-like. Bases 113 to 877 code for a protein of 254 amino acids. Gene Ontology annotation, cellular component: membrane. The transcript has 6 exons. Lineage: Eukaryota; Metazoa; Arthropoda; Insecta; Lepidoptera; Nymphalidae. The record is from RefSeq and is a predicted model, not a curated record.
CACCAGCGGUCACCUCUACAGCGAUCAUCGUGCUAACAACGAGAGAACCAAGAGUCUCAGUCAAUUGAAAGAUAAUAAUCACACCAAAGUUUGGAAAUACGCGUUCAGUACCAUGAAGCCUAGAAGCAUUCGUUGUAUGAAGUUCUUUCUGGCUCUGUUCAACAUCGUUUUCAUUUUAUUUGGCCUAGUCCUCAUGGCGAUCUGUGUUAUCAACAUGCGCGAGCGCAAGUCCAGGCCUGAGCAGCAGUCAGCUCUGUCCCGAGGAGUGCUGGCUUUCCUCAUUACCCUCGCUCUUGGCCUGGUAUUGACAGCUAUACUGGGUUGCAUCGGCGCUUUGAGGGAGCACGUCAAGAUUCUCUAUGUGCACGCCUGUUUCCUGAUAUUCCUGGUAUCCAUAGAAGUAGUGGUGGGUGUUGGUGGGGCGGUGCUCAGCGCCUGGGUCGGCGGUUCUAGUGAGCUCAGAGUGGAGUUCUACAGGAAUUCCACGGUUGACGAUGAGGGUCCGAACCAAACCGUGUACUGGGAUGAUUUGCAAUCUGAGAACCAAUGCUGUGGCGUAGACGGUCCUCAAGACUACGCCAUCCUGCAGCGCGAGAUCCCCGCGUCAUGCUGCGCACGCGCACACCCCCUGCGCGAGGGGGAUGCGCGACGCCACUUCCACUCCACCUGUCUUAACAACAAGUCCUACUACAUGAGGGGCUGCGAAGAGAUACUGAGGCAGAAGAAAGCACUCAAGGGGAACAUUUUCAUAUCGACUGGCGUACUUUUUACUUUGCUUGAGAUCAUCUGCAUCAUUCUAGCGCUGUGGAUGGCAAGGACCGUGAGGAACGAACGCCGGAAGUUGCAACAGAACUUGCAGGCGCACUUCGAAACCUAAGUUUUUUUUAAAUUUCUCCUGUCCCUAUAACGAUUUUUUUUUAAAUCUUGAUUUUUGGGAGUUUUUUCCAUUUGGAAAAUGCCACUCCGUAAGGCCAUAUUAUAUACUUAACAACUUAUUUGCGUAAGGCCUUCUUGUACAGCCGUAACAGUGCCCUAGCCUCAUCCGACAGAGGUUGGGAUAGGGCACCGUUACAGCCGCCGACCUGGCGAAGAAUGGGGAAUCUAUUGCAUAUCUUAUAACGACUAUAUUAAGUAAUAUAUAUUGACUACGGAUUACGAACGAGUUAAAAACUGACACAAACAUUAGCUAUGCCGUUUUCCUGUUACAAUUUUACAGGUAGUUAUACUAAAUAAUUAUGGGUACAACCCACGAUAGCUUCUAUUCUGGAAUUUUAAAAUAUACUUAUUAAGUAAUAAAUAUUAUUUUAUGAUGUAUGUAAUUGUUAACCUUAGAUUGAUGUUGGCGAAGUUUAUAAAUGGUAUUUUCAAUGUUUAAAUAUUCACCUAUUGUGUUCAUGUCACGGAAAAGUAUUCUUGAAAGAUUAAGAAUCUAUUUACUGUACUUACUCAUUAGAAUAAGACCUUUUUUUGUGUAUUUAGAACUUACUUGUAGGUAACCAAUAAUAUUUUGGGCCUAAUUCUUAAGCUACUUAUGAAUAAACUAUUAAAGUAAGAAAUUCUAUUCUUAUUAUCAGAACACAGCUUAAGCACAAAUGUGAAUAUCGGAUGAAAAUGAAGAGGAAUAAUGGAAUAAGUACCGGGCCGGCUUUUCAAUCGCCAAAUAAAGUUUAACUGACGAUUACAAAAACUGUCAAAAGGUC